AAAGACGCGCCGAAAGACAGUCCUAGUCAACUUCACUUUCAUCUAUUUUAUCAUUGCACCGUUAGCGCGUGACGGAGGACGUCAUAUGUGAUGUCACAUAAAUACAAGUUGCAGAGGUCACAAAAAGAAACAGCAUGUCUGGUCAGUGGUCGAAAUCGUUGUUUAGCUGCUUUGAUAAUUUUGGCAUCUGUGUGAUAACCUACUUUGCGCCAUGUGUAACGUUUGGCCAGACGGCAGAAGCCAUUGGAAUGGGGAGUUGCGUAGCAUAUGGAGCCCUGAUGUUUAUCCCCAUAGUAAACCUCGUCAUGUUGGUCAAGAUGAGGGGUCAGAUCAGGGAGAUGCACCGAAUUCCAGGGUCUGCGGUUGGUGAUUGUUUGACCACCAUGUUUUGCGGAAUCUGUUCUCUGUGUCAAGAAGCACAGCAGGUGCAGGGAGCCGGGACUACACCCGGGACUCAGGCCAUGGUGAGGGCCUAAUGUCUAUUUCUGGACCUAAAAUAUAUAAAAAAAAAACCAAACUUUUUUGUGUGAAUGUUUUUAUCUGAAGAAAGACUUUGUAAAGAAGACUUUUAUAGAUAUAUUUGUCAGUUAUAUUCAGUAACUUAUUUAAAGUGUUUGUGUUUGAAAAACGUAAAUAAAAGUGAAGAAGUCAUUAAAGAAUAUCUGAAGUUU
Messenger RNA from Mercenaria mercenaria, 671 nucleotides. RefSeq lists its product as uncharacterized. The coding region runs from base 135 to 476 and encodes 113 amino acids. The record is from RefSeq and is a predicted model, not a curated record. The transcript has 3 exons. NCBI's taxonomy places the organism in Eukaryota, Metazoa, Mollusca, Bivalvia, Venerida, Veneridae.